UGGUGAACACAGGUUCAUUUUAACUACACCGUGGUACAUUCGAGUGGAAGUGAUUCGGUGUGUAGUUAGGAUACCUCACUGACUUGGAUGCGGUAAAAUGGGGGAUUUCCAAAGUUUUAAGUUUGAAAACUCCAUACCGGAUAUAUGUCCUGAAACCCAACUAAACUUCAGGAAGUUUCUACAGGCUGCUGGGAUUGAAAAUAUGUUAAUAAAAGAUGGUCGUAGGAUAUCAGACACUGAAGUUUUGAACGAAAUUAGAAAGGAAGUCGCUGUUUUGUCUAUGAGCGACGAUGACGGGCGGACAUCAUUGAUUCCAGCUUGUAUAAACGGUGAUUCCGAGGCCGUGAAAAUGCUCAUUGCAUCGGGAGAGUGCGAUGUUAAUGAAGUUGCUCCUGAUGGAGAGACCGCACUCACUUGUGCUAUAUCUUCUAACUCAGUGCAGAUAGUAGAGAUGCUGUUAAAACAUGGGGCUGAUCCAAAUUUUCGUGGCAAGAAGAUCGAAUGUACACCACUGAUGGAAGCUGCCAGCGUUGGAUACGCGGAUAUUGUCAAAUUACUGUUAGAACAUGGUGCAUGUGUUGGUCAGAAAUCAAACACUGGAAAUACUGCACUUCAUUAUGCAGCAACAUCCGGGCGUUUGGAAUGCGUUUGCCUAUUGCUACAGUACAAUAGCCCAAUGGAAGUGCAGAACGACACCGGACAUACACCUCUAAUGGAAGCAACAAGUAACGGUCACGUGGAUGUUGCUCGUUGUCUUAUUAAACAUGGAUGUGAUAUCAAUUCUCAUUCAGCUGAAUUCAAGGAAUCUGCUCUUACAUUAGCAAGCUAUAAAGGUCAUGCAGAAAUGGUUCGUUUUUUGUUAACUGCUGGAGCUGAUCAUGAACACCGUACUGAUGAAAUGCACACUGCUUUAAUGGAGGCCGCAAUGGAGGGACAUGUUGAAGUUGCUCGUUUACUUCUUGCACACGGAGCUAACGUAAACAUACCACAGGAUAGUUUCGAAUCGCCCUUAACUUUAGCAGCCUGUGGAGGUCACACUGAACUUGCACAUCUGUUGAUUGGUUAUGGAGCUGAUAUUGAAGAAGUUAAUGAUGAGGGAUAUACACCUUUAAUGGAAGCUGCAAGAGAGGGUCAUGAAGAAACAGUUGCUCUCUUGCUUGCAGUAGGUGCUGAUGUAAAUUCAAGAACGGAAGAGACACAAGAAACUGCACUUACACUGGCGGCAUGUGGUGGAUUUAUAGAGGUUUGUGAAAUGCUGUUAAAUGCUGGUGCUGAUAUCGAAGUUGGUGGGGUUGGUUGUUCCACUCCUUUGAUGGAAGCUGCUCAAGAAGGACACCUGGAACUUGUCCGUCGGUUAUUAGAACGUGGUGCAGCGGUCAAUGCGGUCACUGCAACUGGAGACACAGCACUUCAUUACGCAGCAGAGAACGGACACGUAAAAGUAUGUGAAAAGUUACUAGAUUGGGGAGCUGUUUUUGGAGCUAUGACAGAAGGUGGACGGACUCCUUUAAUGAAGGCUGCAAGAACGGGUCAUUUGGAAGUUGUCCAAUUGUUUCUGGAACGUGGAGUGGCCAUUGACCAACCUACUUCACAAAACGACGCUAAUGCCUUAUCAUUAGCAUGUAGUGGUGGGCAUGCAAAGAUGGUCGAGUUUCUUUUGCAACAUGGUGCUGACCCACAAUAUCAGCUAAGAGAUGGUUCUACGAUGUUAAUUGAAGCCGCGCGUUCUGGGAAUCCAGCUGUUCUGCGACUUAUUUUGGAUUAUCCUAAGUGUCUUAGUCAGCCAUCAUCGAUGCUUCCUAAUGCUUCCGUUCAGCUUGUUGCCAAUACUUUGAAUCAGCACCCAAUACAACACCCAUUUUCUCAUGAUCAGCGCUCCGCAUAUCAGUCACUCGUUAGUGGUGUGUCUCCGACUGGUAAUGUCAUAAUGCCACCACCACCACCGCCUUUACCUAUUGCUGUCUCUGGCGUAUCCAGCGUGGAUUUGUGUCUUGAUCCAUCUCAUUCGCAUCUACAUCAAACUCAUUCUCACUCCUGUCAUUCACAUCAGCAGUUGUCUUUCCAAUCACCUAACUUACCUACUUCAAACAAGUCAAGUCAACCUACAACUCAUAUAAAUGCGGCUCUUGCUAAUGCGUAUGCUGUCGGAUGGGCAGCUGGAGCUGCUGCCUUAGUACAUCAGCAGCAACAACAGCAUCAACAUGUAAUAACUUCAUCUACAUCUAGUUCAGUGGAUACGCCUAUGCUUAUAUGUCCUCCAACGAAUUCUAUUUAUUCUCAUGCUCACACAUCUGUACCACUGCAUGAACAGAUUUUGUUAUCAAACAGUAAUACCUUCGAAAUACUCCCUGCAGCAUCAGUAUCAACUAAUGUAUCAUGUACCACCUUACCUUCAAACUGUUCGAUUACAGCUCAUAAUGCUCAUUUAAAUUUUCAAACCACCUCUGUCACUGCUGCUGUUAAUCCCGUUACUGGAAUGACUAGUGUCCAUACUGUAUUAACUCAAGCAACUUUAGGAGCCAGUGGAACAGGGCAGUCAUCUAGCACGACAAAUAGUAUUGGCAGUAUUAGCGGAGGUAGUUCAACUAGCAGUGGUAGCAGCGCUUCGUCAAUGGUUGCUGGAUCUUCGAUUGACUUGACAGAUGAUUUCAGUGCGGGUCUUUUGGCGCUAUUCCAAGAACUUAUGCCUGACUUGAAGGCAGACAAAGAUGAAUUGAUCAGACGGUUUGAAGCUGUAAUGUGUCCUUUUAGUGCACUUCGCGCAGCUCGCACUGCUAUCAGUCAGCAAAAUGGAGUGAGUGUAGAUUCUUCUGCAGCAGCAAUAGCAAUGAGUACUAAUGCUGCUGUGUUGGCACUGAGCAAACUUAUUGACCAGCAGUCACACUGUCAUGUUCACUCUUCGUUUCCUGCCAAUGGUUGUGAUAUUAUUGAACAUCUCUCACCCAGAUGCAUUCAUACUUCUACGGUUGACGCUGUCUUAUCAAAAACCACACAAUGGACUGGUCUUCUUUCAACUACUUGCGAUGCACAAUUUGCAGAAACACUUCCUUUUUCCACGGAGUGCGGAACGUCAUUCAACAAAACUAGUGAUCAACCAGACCUUACUGAUUCCGAUAAUCAGAAUUUUGCUGCAAACAUAACACCAAUAAUGUCUUCGUGCCAUUCAUCAUGUUCUGCUCUAUCAACAUCCGAAUGUUCUUUGUCUUCUGUUCACGCUGCAAGUUCUUUGUGCCGCGUUAACACAACUACCUCAACAACUGUCGAAUCUGUUUUGCCAGCAUUAAAUUCCUACGAUUAUGGAUUGGAUAAAGCAUCUGAUAUCCUAGAAUCUUGCAUUGAUUCUUCCUAUUUAAGCAACUUGGUAGAUGCUGUUGGUCUUCCAACAUCGCAAUCUGUCAUGCAUGAAGCUGGUUUAAAUCCUGACAUGCUAACAUGUUAUCGUCAUUACCACCAUCCUGGAUCACAUUUUGCCUGUGCAUUUGAUGCAGCAGCCACGUCAGCUUCAGUAGCCAAUUUAAGUCAUAUUGGUGUUCAUAACAAUGUUCAUCAUCAUCACCACCACCAUCACCAUCAUCACCAUCCAAUGAAUGUUUCAACCUGUGGCGAUAAUUUGGUCAGCUCUACUAAUUUGCUUCAUGUUCCCCAGCAACCGUCCAGCCUUUCGAUAGACAGUUUAAUGGCGAACCAAACAGGAACUAUGGCAUUCAACCCUUCUGUUCCAGUCGCGGCUCAACACUCUGGACAUUCAACAUUACUACCAGUUAGUGGAAGUAGAGUGUUGCCUGUGGGACCUCAAUCCAUAUUGUCGACUGGCGGUGCUCCUGUGAAUAAUCAUAGUUUGUCACCAAAUAAUAUGGCUGCAGUCGCUCCUAACAAUUUACCAGUGCUGACUCCUUUGCAUGUGCCAUCUUUAAUAGAUGUUAAUGCAUGUAUUGAAUCCAGUAUGGAAACUGCCCUUACACUAGCAUGUAGUGGGGGAUUUGUUGAUCUUGUCCGUCUAUUGCUUGAACGUGGAGCUGAUAAAGAGCAUCGUGACAAAAAGUCACAUACACCGCUUCAUACAGCAGUGUGUGCUAAUCAACGUGCAGUCGUUGCAUUGUUACUGGAAUAUGGUGCAGACAUAGAGGCACAAGUAGAUCGUACAAAGGAUACAGCUUUGUCCAUCGCGUGUUCUCACGGAAAAUUAGAGAUUGUCGAAGAAUUAUUAAAUCGUGGUGCUAACAAAGAACAUCGGAAUAUAUCUGACUACACCCCACUGAGUUUAGCUGCCUCUGGAGGAUUUGUUGAGGUUAUUCAAUUGCUUUUACGACAUGGUGCUGAAAUAAACUCAAGAACUGGGUCGAAGCUUGGUAUAUCUCCUCUUAUGUUGGCAUCCAUGAAUGGGCACACUGCAGCAGUCCGUUUACUUCUUGAACAUGGGUCGGAUAUAAAUGCCCAUAUUGAAACUAACCGUAACACUGCUUUGACUCUAGCAUGUUUCCAGGGUCGCUAUGAAGUAGUGCAGCUGUUGGUUGAACGUAAGGCUAACAUAGAACAUCGUGCAAAAACUGGUCUUACACCCUUAAUGGAAGCUGCAUCUGGUGACUAUGUGGACGUUGGAAGGAUUUUGUUGGACCAUGGUGCUGACGUCAAUGCAUCACCAGUGCCAAGUUCUCGAGAUACAGCUCUUACUAUUGCUGCAGAUAAAGGAAAUGCUAAAUUCGUCAAUCUACUUUUGGAAAAAGGUGCAGUCGUCGAAGCACGAAAUAAGAAGGGUGCUACGCCAUUAUGGCUAGCUUCUAAUGGUGGUCACGUUGAGGUCGUCCAAAGUCUCAUCCAGUACAAUGCAGAUGUUAAUAGCCAAGACAAUAGAAAAGUCAGUUGUUUAAUGGCAGCCUUUCGUAAAGGUCAUAUUAAUGUGGUGCGAAUGUUGGUCCAAUACGUCACCCAGUUUCCAUCUGAUAAAGAUUGCACAAGACAUAUCAAAACGGCUGUAACAGAUAAGGAAUUGGCCAAGCGCUGUCAACAGUGCAGAGAAAUCAUUAUAGCUGCUAAAGAAAAACAAGAAGGUGAAGCAAAAAAGAAUGCCGAUUGUCUUUUGGAGCAAAUUGAACAAGAGGAAGAGGAACGCGCCAAUCGUGAAGCAAUGCAAGCACGUAAACGAGAAAGAAAACGCAUGAAGCGUAAAGCGAAACAGGAGAAAGAACGUCAAGUGAAAACUCCAAAUCCAGUAAAAUCUGCCCAGAAAACAUCACAAGUCAAUACAGCUACUGAAGCUGGGAGAAACCAACAUAAUGUUCAGGAUCAUGAUGAACAGUCUAGCACCGAGCACAGUCCCACACUGUCACGUGUUUUACAACAUGCACAGGAAUCUGCACUUUGUGACCAGUUAUCAAACACUGUCAUCGAUGAUUUAGAAGAUGAUCCAUGUUCUUCAUUUCUUAAUCCUUCUCGGUCACCUGUUGCUUCAAUUCACGUGGCGUCAGAACCUAGCAAGUCAUCUAACCACGAAGUGAAUAAUGAUGUGCACCACCCUAGUGCUGAAACCUCACCGAAUAUUAAUGAAAAGCCCGGUGUUCAGCAGGACUCAGAUUCUGCUGCUAAUAGCUAUGGUUCACAAGAUCCUGAAUCCAACGCAGCUGCCUUAACAGAGGCGAAACGUGAAAAGCAUCGAAAUAAAAAACAGAGCCAGAGAGCAGCCAAACGUGCAGCUGCUGAAAAUAAUGCAGUUUCCAAUUCCGACAAAGCAAGUAAAUCGCCUAGUCCUGAAGUUCAAGAUCCGGAUAACUCUGUGCUGCCUUCAUGCUAUGCAAUUUCUCCAAGUGGUGAUGAGGAGAACUGGAAUCUACUUAUUGAAUCACAGGACGCUCAUUUCGACCAAUAUUUAGAUAUGGAGAAAAGUCCAGUAGGUAUGAACGAUUCUAACUCUUGGACUGUCGUUGUACCAUCGAGUAGUACACGAUCUCAGCGCACUACUGUCGGUACGAAUGCAUCUACUCGCGUGCCUCAUGAAACAACUGACUGGAAGACGACUAGUUCUGGUAACAGUUCUUAUAAACGACGACUUUCUAUUCCUGUUUCAAGACAUGAUAUUGGUAAAGUUAUAGGUCAAGGUGGAGCUGUUGUUAGUGCCUUAAGAAAUAUGAGCGGGAUUCAGAUAGACAUCGAAAGUGCUCGCAACGAUGAAGUAACGGAGCGUAUGGUUUAUUUAAAAGGACCAGGUGAAGCUGUUCAGCGUACCUAUGAAACCAUUCAAGGGUUGCUUGACGGUUCUAUUGCCGGUAAUGAUGUUCUUCUCAUGUAUAAUGCUUUGAAAAAGUCUUCUACAUUACCUUCAAGCAUGCCUGUUUCCAAUACUGUUCUAAACUCCCUUACUUCCAGGUUAAAUGGGAUGACUACAGUGACAGUAUCAAGUACAAUGAAAAGUGGAUCGACUAACACAAAGGGUGUAAACCCAAACGGCAAAACUGCUCGCAAAACUGGCAAAUCUGUUAAUAACGCUUUAAUAGCGAAUACUACACGAUCUACCUCAACUCAACCAACUCCACUUCCUGUAGUUAACAAAUCCAAUAAGACACCCGUAGUAUCCACCGUCUCUUCCAACAACAAUAAUAACAACACCUUUUCCAAUACUACAGUCCCUUUGUUGUCAGUAACUUGUCCGAGCCUUGCAAACGUCAAAGUCCCGUCUUCGGGAUCGACGAGUUGGAGUUCAAAAGUCAUAAAUACCAGUUCCUCAAAAGGAAACUUCGCUUCCGUCGCUGCAGCGGGAUUAAAUACACAAUCGACACGUGUUGUUAAACCAACAGACAACCAAACGAAAAAUGGACGCAGCCAGUUAAAGACUACAGUGCCAAAUCUGAUUUCUGCACCACCAGCAGUCUUGUCAGGAUCCACAGCAACACCUGUAUCAUUAUUGUCUCUCAAUUUGUCUUCGUAUCCUUCUAGUAGCCAUAUGUUCCCAGAUUUCAUUCCUUCCCUUUCUAAUACCGGGGACUUCGCUCCUGAGUGUCUGGAUGAAUCGAGUUUUCCUCCUCUGAGUGCUUCUAAAUGCACUAAAGUUUCACAACUAAAAACAGCCACUACAUCAUCAAUAUCCUCGGCUACCACGUCAAAUACAAGGGAUUCUUGUAUGUCUAAUAUACAGAUUUCCACUUCAUGCGCUACCAUAUGUCCUUCUGAGGGCGUCGAACAGGAAAAAGUAAACACUUCAUCCAAUAGCUUAACAGAUAUGCUUUCCGUCAGUGUUUUUGACAGUUCUGUUCCCACUGUCCAUACGGUAUCUACUUCAAAUUCAUUCCCACUUACGGGACAUUCUGCCACUUCACCUCCUAAUUAUGAUCCUUUGACAGUAUCUCCUCCCAGCGGAGUUGCAAACACUUCUCAACCAAAUACUCCAGCAGGAUCUGGUGGAAUGAAUCCACCAGCUACGCCACCUACAGCCACCCCUCAAACGAAGUCGUUUGCCAGAGCUCCAGGUUCUGAGCGAAGCGCUCAUCAAAGAAGUGCAAACAUAACCGUAACAUCCGCUGCAAUUAGUUUAACCGAUUCUUUUCCACCAUCACUUUUAUCCUUGGAUGUUAAUGGUAACACAAAUGUUUCUCUUAACAAUGAGUCAAGUGACACUACGCUUUUUACACCUACCAAGCGAGCUAUUGCUUCUGACCUUCAUAACUCUGACUUCCGUCAUGAUUCAAUUUCCAACCAUUUUCGAUCAGAUAGGUCAUGUAGUUGGCAAACUUCUGAUGCGUCGGUAACGUCUUUACCACCAUCUGCAUUCACAGCAAUCCCGAGUACAUUAGCUUCCAUAUCGACAAGUAUGGAUAACUCUACGAUGGGUAGUCAUUCGGCUACGGAAUCUGUAACCAAUGUUUCUCAAGUUCGCAACACUAUGGAUACACUUAGUUCUAUGCCAACACUUUGGCCAGUUCAGACAGCCGAUUUAAACUCGAAUUCACUGGCGUUUCAACCAUCCUUCCAGCCACUUAACCAAAUAUCUACCAGCUUAAAAGCCAGCACCGAUACAACAGACUCACUGAUGCAAACAUCCUUACUGCGAAGUGAUUUCACUAGUCAUGGUGCAAGUGAUCACUACUCUCUUCAAGGGUCACAGUCUGGUAUAUUACGUCAGAUGACACCUCAAACAUGUCUCCAAAAAUCACAUAUACAAACUACUCAACAGCAAGUUCAGAAUGGCAACGGAACAGGUUUAAACGUGUCAAGUGCAGCUAAUGUAUUGCCGACAACUUCUGCACAUAAUUCUCCUAGUGCAUCUUUGCGAUCUAAGCCACCAAUAUCUGGUACAUCUUCUGGAUACUUAGAUUCAAGACCAGCCGUUCUAAAUGGAUACCCAAAUAACAUAUGCGCUCAACCAACAUCCAUGCCUUUAAACACUCAGUUUUCCUCGAUAUUUCCAGUAACACAGCAGCAGUCCGUGCCCCUACAACAGCUUACACUGAGUCCAGGUACUGUUUCGGGUUUGAAUCACCAGUCUGCAAGUGGUUUAUCAACACGACUGGGUAAUUCGUCUCAUCCUAUGGUUAACCAAGCCCAAUUCGCAAUGUGUUCAUCUGGUUCGGGUGGUUCUUUCACUCCACCUCCAUUCAUGCCUGGUUAUGUCCAACCUAAUAUGCAACCUGUGUGUAAUGCUGCAUCAGUUAUCCACCCAAAUACAAAUUACGCGUCUCAUUUACUCAAUGGUAAGCACUCAUGUAUUUUAUUCACUGGUUUUGUGAGUUAAUGGGUUUAGUUUAUACUAUGCUAAAAAUACUAACAGAUAAGUGAGGAGUGUUUCUGCAAACUGCAUGCAAAUAUAGUUCGUCGUUCAAGUUUCAGUUCUAGUGUAUUCCUGAAUAUUAAGUUAAGGUUUGUUAUUCUUGGUUCACUAAUCACUUGAUUUUCGUAACAAAUUUCCUAAAAUAUACAAACAUAAAACAUCACUUAGACUCAAUAGGAACUCAGGAAACAGUUUUUCUGACGAACUUAUUUUCUUGGUUAGUUAUGUUCUAAGGGCUCUAUCACCAAGUCAGAUUAGCUGAAAGCAGUUCACUCCAUUCCUCUAAAUGACUGGCAAAUUGCGUUGUAACACCGGUACAUAAUUGUGCCGAACUAGUUGGAACUAAAGCAAUUUCAAGUGAUUUUAUUCAGAGGUCAGUCCUUAUUUCAUGGAUUUUUUCGCCUGACAAUUUAUUAAUAUUUCCCAUUAAAUUUCUCCUUUAGUGGAUUAUCUUUUUUUAUUAAAACCUAAGUUUUAAUUUAUUCUAGGUUUCGGGUCGUCGCCACAUGUUGGAACAGCCUGUACUCCGACGGUUGGGAGCGGAGUUCAUUUAGGUAUCCCGUCAAGUGCAACACAGGGUUCCAUCGCUAUACAACCAAUUGGUGCUGAACGUCGCCGACAAGCUAAUACUCUUGCUUCUAUCACGUCAUCAAGCAUGAUCUAUCCUAAUAUGUCAAGUAAUAGUAGUCUUGCUGGACCAAUGAACUCUGCUACACAAGUUAUGGGCAACCCAUUGGCAGCAAUGCAUCCUCAAGCUUCUUCUCCACAACAGUGUUCUGUUAAUUCUAACGCUAAUAGUUUGCUAAUGGCUUUCACGAUGAAUUGGAUGCAACAACAACAACAGCAGCAGCAACAACAACAACAACAUUCAAGCUUGGUUAGUGGAUCUACUGGAACAGCUAAUCCACCCACAAACUGGCCUCCAUCAAUCUGGCCCGCUAAUAAUUUAAACAGCAACUUUCCUGUAACUUGUCCACCGAUUAAAGUUCCCCCUGGAAAUCCGAGUGAAAUUAACAUCUAUAAUAAUUCAGCAAUGCUUCCCAACACUUUACCUACUGUUAAUGGGGUCACAGGACAACAACAUCAACAAUCUCUAAUGGCUGCAGCUAUGGCAGCGAUGGCAAAUAUGUACCCUUGGAACAGUAAUGGUAACGGUGGAAACUCUGGUCUGAUGAGUGGAGUGUCUGGUGUAUCAACAGCUGGCUCGAAUCGCUGGGUUUGUCCUCAAACCAGUACUGCGUUUCCUGGUGUUAAUCCUCCAACUUCCCAGCCGUUCUAUCAAGAACAGUAUCCUACACUGAAGCCUAGUGGAGGUCCUAACAGCGGUAUUCAUCCGGGCUCUUCCCCUCACUCUUAGCUGAUAUUUCUGGAAUGAAAGUCACAUAUAACUAAUUCGAAAUUAUAAUUCUUUGGUGUCGAUUAAUUUAAUCUUUCAACUGAACAAAGUUUGUUUCUGUCGCGUUUUUUCUAAAACCAUAGUUUUUAAUUUGAAAUAAUGCAAGGUCCCUCCUUUUAUGAUGAAGAUAAUUAGGGUUUGUCUCAGUAAUAUUUGCUAUGAGAAUCGAUUUUUAUGCUUGGUUCUCUGCGUUCUGUAUUUAUUUUGAUUUGAUUUCAGGGUCGCUUCCCGGUUGCAAGCUGCCUGCAUUGAUGAUCAUAAGUUAUUUCAAUCUAAUUACUUUUAGCACUCUUUUGCAUCAUUAUACCUUUGCAUCCACUCAUUGGUUGCUUGUUUCUUGUAAUCUUAAACAGCCUUGAAUUCAGUGAUAAUUUAUCAGUCGAAUUCUUGAUAGAUUGUAAUAAUUUAUCCUUACCAUUUUAUUACCUUGUUAUGUUGAAUGGAUUACUUUAAUAAAAUUAAGGUUUUAAUGCUGCAAUCCAUUAUAAAUAUUUUCAUUUUAUUGCAGUACUUUAUCUAUUCUUAUAUCAUUUUGAUCAAUGCUUGUCUUUCGUAUUCUCCUGAUUCUGCUGUGGUUUGCUUAUUAUCUUAACUUGAUCAAAUCAAUAUGAAUGUUUUACUUUCUCGUUUUCUCUUAAUUACCUUCAGUUGUAGUUGAAAUGUAUGUUGAUCCACCUAGCCCGCUCACAACAAAUAUACUUUAUUUCACUGUGUAAUGAAUUUAAUUCAUAUGUUUUCUUAUUCUCCUACAAGACCUGUUUUUUUGUUUUGUUACGACCUAUGAUUUUGAUUACUAUCAUCUCUGUUUUCACGUUAUUGGAUAGAUUUGAGAUGUAUGGUUUUAAAAAAUCCUUAUUGGCAAUUGUGUUUUGCAAUCGCCUAAAUUUAUUGGUUACAACCCUAGCUUCCCCAUUUUUUCCGGCCCAGUCGCUCGAUCAGCUGGUUGACGCAUCUUCGUCAGUGUAAUGUACUGUAUCAUAGAUCAAGCAUUCUACUUUUAUUUGUCCGAUGAAUCUCAUUCUUAGACCAAAAUAAAUGGGUUUCUUAAAGUUAUUUUUUGGGCAAAUGAUUAGACAUACUACAGGAUAACCAAAGGAGAGGAUAAGUGAAUGAAAAAGAGUAAUUACAAGAUUGUAUAGCUAUAUAUUUUUAUUGUAAGCGUGUCAAUUUUAAUUGGUGCUUCUUUGUUUAGUGUGUGUAACAUUCUCCGGUAUGUCAAACUUUCCCUUUAGACUUUGUGGCUUCAACUCUAGACCCAU
Messenger RNA from Trichobilharzia szidati, 11410 nucleotides. NCBI's taxonomy places the organism in Eukaryota, Metazoa, Platyhelminthes, Trematoda, Strigeidida, Schistosomatidae. The record is from the annotation of a GenBank genome assembly.